Paraglomus occultum is the source of this 1224-nucleotide messenger RNA. The record is from the annotation of a GenBank genome assembly. NCBI's taxonomy places the organism in Eukaryota, Fungi, Glomeromycota, Glomeromycetes, Paraglomerales, Paraglomeraceae.
AUGGCACCAGCACCAGCAACAAAAACCGUCCCCAUCUUAUUAGAAACAGUAAACCAAGUAACAAAUUGUGUCGGCCAACUUCCACGCGAAGAAGAAUUCGAUAAGAAUGACAUUGUCGAAAUCUCAGUGACCACCGCUCCCAAGGCCAGGAUAGAAAUUGCAACAGUCUCUGCAAUCAUUCAGUUUUCAUGCGAUCUUAUUCUCUCAAAAGUUGUAUACGAUAUCCGAAUAGACUUUCCUCGCAUGAAAUUACCAUUUGCAUGGACUAAUAAAUCCAUCCGCGACAUACUCUACGCUCCCAACGAUAAUCCAAUUGCCCUCGAAAUUGUGAGCAACGACUGUCGUCUCACGGUCUUUAAGAAUAACGAUGAUGUUCGCAGAGACGAAUGGUAUGAUGCAAUCAAAAAUUGGCACGAUGAUUUGCCAUCUCGAUUUCACUUGAUGUUGAACGAACUUGUGGAGAAUGUAUCCGCUCAUGCGGAACUUCCAGAAGAUAGGUUCUGUUUCACUGUUGGAUUACAUUUUUACAAAAAGAAGCUCUGUUAUUGUGUUGCCGACAGCGGUGUUGGUCUACACGGGUCGCUCCAACAAGGAAUUGUAGAAGACGCUAAAGCCGCCGCUCGUCGUGCUUGUGCUCUCUAUUUGACACGUCCUCAUGCUACAUCCAAGGGUAUCGAGAGAGGACAUCAAGGUGUUGGUCUAUUUAUCACAAGCGAAUUAUCUCAAAUGAACAGAGGCUACGUCCAAAUACUCUCUGGUUUACAGGAAUACGAACAAAGAGAUACCACUGUUGUGCGCGUCAGGGGUAUUGCUAAAUGGAAAGGCACUAUGGUACAUGGUGCGAUCAACUUGGACCAAGAAUUCAACUAUCGACGAGCCAUGAAAUUAUUUGCCAAUCCAGAUGACCUCAACAACGACCGAUUUCUCGUCGCCUCAAUACAUCUCAAUCUAUAUGGCCAGAACCUUCGCACUCGUGAAUUAAGUGAAGAAAUCAUCCAUGAUCUAGAAGCAGCCGUUGAAAGAGCAAGAAAAAUAAUCCUCGACUGUACAGGUGUCAAAGAAAUGUCACAGGCUUUCUUUGGUUUCCUUCGCCGUUUUGUUGUGAAACACUCAAAUGUACGAAUGAUGAUUAUGAUUCCACCCGAUGCUAGUGAAGAGUUACGAGAGGAUCUACAAGACUUGAGCGAGCUAGCAGCACAGAACAAAUCAGAUGACGAGGAAUAA